CCUCUCCACCGAAAUCCGGCCGCAGCACGGGCGACGCCACAGCGGUGAGUCUCGUUCCGCUAGUAGCGUGGUGGCCUGCCAACCCUUGGGAACAAGUGUCUGUGCGUGUGAGGUUACUCCGGCUGAGAGUGAAGAAGACAAGGUUGCUUCCAAGCGAGCGAGGUUCGAAAACCGUGUGUCGAAGCCGCCGAAUAGCUCGGCGUUGCCUGCCAGCGAGGGCAGGCUACCACCGGGCACCCCGACCACCAUCGAAAAUUCUCGUCUCCUUUGUGUGUGUGUGUGAGUGGGGGAGCACGACGUCGACGACACCAGCGCUGCGCCGAAAUUACGAACGACUGUACGACGGGAGCUAGCAGCAGGUGCUAGCCGCAAAGCGGAUGUCGUUGUAAUUAAAUCCUUCGUAAACCAACUACCUCAACGUCCGCGCAAGCGAACUACGACCGUCUGUCUCAGGGUCCUGUUGUUGUGUGGCGUGUCUUCCGAGAAUCGGGGCGAAGCGUUCCGCUACUUCUGCUCUGCAUCUGUUGCCAUAAGUGCCUUCUGCUUCUCCGCCUUCUGCUAGACACCUCGCUAGCAGACGUGCAACAGACGUCGUCUGCAGCAACGCCGUGGUUUUAGUGUGCUUCCGUAACAGGAACGAGUGUGUUUCACCCCGCGAAAUAGACCCUCCCGAGACCACAAUGGCCUGUUCUGCGGUGACCCUGUCGAUAUCGACCAUCACGGCCGUACUGGCACUGGCAUGCCUGUCCAUUUCGUUCGGCACGGAUAACUGGCUCGAGACGCGCGUGAACCGGACAGCCAUCAGACAGACGCUGCAGAAGGACACCGACGAAUACAGGGCGUACGAGACGAGAGUGGAGUACUUCAGCAGGGACACGGGGCUCUUCAGAAUAUGCUUCCCAGAGAAGAAGCCUAAAGGACUGGAGACCUUCAUGUCCCCGGUGCAGACGGAUUGCGUGAACGUCAACUACUACAUCCCCGAGAACGAGGAGUCGGACGGAUUCUCGGAGCAGCGCUGGGAACGACUCCACAUGGCCCGCUCGGUGGUGGCGCUGUUCAUCAUCUCGUUCUUCUUCGCCUUCCUCUCCUUCUUCACGGGCAUCGCCGGCUGCUGGAAGAGGUCGAACAGCAACAUCAUCGCCACCGGUCUGCUGCAGAUACUCGCAGCCUUGACAGUGGCAGGUGCGAUGGGACUGUGGCACGGUGUUGAGUACUACGACUUCAAGAAGCUUCACGACAGUCAGUCCGUCUACUCCUGGCCAGCCAUCCUGCGGCGCAAGGGAGUGACCGACUUCGCCUACGGCUGGUCGUACAUGCUUGCCUGGGCCGGAGUGGGCACCAGCCUGCUCACGGGCAUUCUCUUCCUGGCAUCGGCGCGCUGCCUGAGGCGCGAGAAGAAGGCCGACCAGGCCAAGAACAUGCAGUACCUGAUGCCCGUCUACCCCGACAAGAGACAGCCGUACGGCUACGCCGCCUAUCCAGGACCAUACGCCUACCACCACGGCUCGCAGUACGGGCCGUACGGAUACUGAGACGCAUCCCCCAUCACACAACUCUUUUUCUCGACGUGUGCGCACAAACAAAAACACCUCACCACCACGAGAACACACCUGCCAGGUGGCUCUGCUGUCGCCACGGAUGGCAGUGACGUCAUCGCUCUAGCUGUACCAGACGAAACAGCUAUUUUAACAAAAUGAAAUUAGCAGAAAUGAUGCAGGACACAAAGAGGCAGGCAAGGAUAAGUGCAUGUCCUUCUCUGCAUCGUCUUUAUGUACUGCUUCGUUUGCACUAAUUGCACUUCGUUAAGAUGCAAGUUUAACUAGCCCAGCAAUCUCUCCAACUGGAUAAAUGCCUAAGAGGGCUCGUUCAUAUUUAAAACGCGGCGGUUAAUGCAAACCUCCGGUUAGGUGGUGUCUAAAGGGCCUGUCCAUUCGGAGCUUUGCGCAGGUUGUCCCAAGCAAGAGCCACAAAUCUCAGAGGCUAUGCUUUUGUAUACUGCAAACGUAGGAUCCGAUCACGGGGUCAGUAGGGGGGCGGGGGCGGACAUAAGCGUCAGAGUCUCCCGAUUCUGCCCUCACAACUUCCGCUUCCGUUAUGUUGUAAACCCCUCCCUUUGAUAAUUCUGAUACUUAGCUACAGCUGGAAAGAACCACAACCCUGUGUGUGUGUGGUUUGGCUUCCCGGGAAGCGUAUACAGGCGCAAAGCAUUGUGCCAAUCACACUUAGCGUAAGAACUAAUGAAAGCGCCACAAUUGCGUGCUGUUUCUUUCCAACCUGAUGAGUUGAAGGCGAGGCCUAACUUCUUCGCCACGCUUAAGAAAAAGGAAAUGUAAUCAGUACCACAGCGUUGUUUUUUAUCGCACUAGGCUUAGCAUUAUUCGAGGCUUCAGAAGACAAUGUUCGCGGAAGCACCAUAGCUGCGCAUUUUGGCACUUCGAAGCACGGAUAGUUUUUUCGGCAGUCGCAGAUAUCAGACUGUUUCUCAAGCCAAGGAGCAACACUGUACAAUAUUUGCACACCAGCUUAUCCAGGCCGAGAUAGUACAGGCGUUAGGUUUAGCAUCUAAAACAUUGUCAGGCUUAACAUUAUAUGGGAAGAAAGAAUUAUACAGUCACAUUGGCUCAGGAAAACAGGCGUCAGGCUUAGCGAGACGAUAUAGUUAGACGAAAAAUUCGUCACACAGCCGUUACUUCGACAAUUAGGAGAAUUAGGAGCACAGAUAGCCUUACCCGAAAAGGAUAGCGAUCGCAUAUGUAAAAUGUAGCCAGUAAAUAGAAUGAGAUAUUGGUAAGAGCACGUGAUCGAAAAUUUAAUUUAUGUUUUGUUUUUAUUCGCUACUGUUACAAAUAGUACGAAUAGUGGAGAGUUGAAGGUGUUUUGUACGUCACAGCGGCU
Messenger RNA from Rhipicephalus microplus (southern cattle tick), 2895 nucleotides. RefSeq names its product transmembrane protein 114. Gene Ontology annotation, cellular component: membrane. The record is from RefSeq and is a predicted model, not a curated record. NCBI's taxonomy places the organism in Eukaryota, Metazoa, Arthropoda, Arachnida, Ixodida, Ixodidae.